CGUAACUCCGCCCCCGACUGUCCGCGUGCUGCUGGAGGAGUUUAGUCAGUGCAGAAGCGUCUCGCAAUCAGUCCAGCCGCAGUCCGCUGUAACGGUUGUCUGUUAACAAACGGUUAACCGACUGCAUUUAACGGAUACCUUGCGUAGCUGCUGGCGCUUACGACUGACGCGUCUUGUAUUAGGUUGAUUGGUGGUCAGACAGUCCUAUGAUGGAAGAGCUUCAUGACGUCCAGCUGACUGAGAUCAAACCACUUCUGACAGGACAGAAUGGGAGCAAUCUGCAGGACUUUGACUGUCAGGAGCAUGAUGUGGAGACAGCCCAUGGGGUGCUGCAUGUCACCAUGAGGGGAGUUGCUAAGGGCAACAGACCCACAAUCCUCACCUACCAUGACAUCGGACUGAACCAUAAGUCUUGUUUCAACAGCCUGUUUAACUAUGAGGACAUGCAGGAAGUGACACAGCAUUUCUCAGUUCUGCAUGUUGAUGCUCCAGGACAGCAGGAAAAUGCUCCUGUAUUCCCCACUGGGUAUCAGUAUCCAACGAUGGAUGAACUGGCAGAGAUGCUGCCCUCUGUCCUUACACAACUUCAGGUGAAGAGUGUGAUUGGUAUUGGUGUUGGAGCUGGAGCCUACAUACUCACCAAACUGGCUCUGAAUGAGCCCAGCUUGGUGGAGGGUUUAGUUCUCAUCAACAUUGACCCCUGUGCCAAAGGCUGGAUGGACUGGGCUGCUGCUAAGCUGAGUGGCUGGACGAGCAACUUGGUGGACAACAUCAUGGGACAUCACUUCAGCACCGAUGAGUUAACGGACAAUAAGGAGAUCAUUCAGACGUACAGACUCCACAUUUCCCAGGAUAUACCGGAGAAUAACCUGGCCAUGUUCUACACCAGCUAUGAUAGUCGCACUGAGUUGCAGAUAGAGCGGCCGGUCCCUGGUCUGAAUGAAGGUUCAGUCACCACACUCAGCUGUCCUGCUCUUCUGGUGGUUGGAGACACAUCGCCUGCUGUUGAUGCUGUGGUGGAGUGCAACUCCAGAAUGAAUCCCACCAAGACCACCCUGCUCAAGAUGGCAGACUGUGGAGGACUUCCUCAGGUGGUUCAGCCUGGAAAGCUUGCAGAGGCCUUCAAGUACUUUGUCCAGGGGAUGGGAUAUAUACCUCAUGUUGUAUUAAACCACUUGAGCAACCAAUCAGUGCCCACGGCUGGUAUGACCCGACUGGUUCGCUCCAGGACUCACUCAGCCUCCAGCGUGGGCUCAACAGAUGGCAUCAGAAACCGCGGUACCACCGACACACCACCAGAGGCCGCUAACUGCACCUCUAAACACACUGCAGUACACACCAUUGAAAUGACUGCAUAGGACUGCUCCUGCACUGCUCUUCCACUCUCAGUUCUUCUUUCAUCUCCUUUCUCUUAUACUGUGUUCACUCACAUCUGUCUUCACUUUAGGACACAGACCCUCCACACUGAGUUUAGGGUUGAGAUUUAGCUGGAGACAUACACAGCAGCACCUUUGUUGGCUAUACUUCCCUGUUCUCUUUUAGUUGCUGAUGUGGGUUUAUACUUUCAACCCCUCCUUCCUGAAGCCAUUUGGUUGCCCUGGUGACACUGUAGAUGUAACUACACACGGAGUUCAGUUCAUAUUUCUAUACAGUUGCGUUGUAUCUCUACUCUACACUGUUCUGCAAAUUGUUUUCUCAGGAACAGCUAUUCACAUUUCUCUUCCUUUAGUCGGGUCCUUCUUUUUAUUCUGAUCCCUUCUUUUUAUUAUUACUCUUUAAACUCAUUAUUAUUAUUAUUAUUAUUAUGGUAUGGUUAUUGUUGAUGGUGGUUUUAGUUGAUAUGAAACUUGUUUCUGAAAUGAUUUAACCAUUUUCCUGCUCAUACAAUUUACUUAAAGGGAAUAUUUCACCUAAACUGUUCUUGGGCCAAAUAUUCUGUUUAGUAUCAGUUAUUCCUCUCUCCAACCGUGUAAUGUCUGACAACAGAUCCAGACCUGAUUUAACAACAGAAAAACAGCAUCAAAAUAGCACUUAACUGCGAAAUGGACGUUGUGAGGCUAGAAUCCUGCUUCAUAAUUGUCAUAAUGAUUGUUCUCACAUCCCCUCAGAUACAAGUCUGGAUUGCAACUCUUUCAUAUUCAUGUAGCUGGAAAUGACAUACAGUACUGUGUGACUUGAUGUGUACAAGAACCGUUGACCAUCAACCAAAUUUGUGUUAAGUCAGUUUUUCUUCUUUUCUUCUUUUUUUAAUUUUUUAUUAACAUGGCUUCAUGUUGGCUUACUAGAGCCUGUUAAAAUAAAUCUAUUUGUUAGUUAAAGAUGGUUGACUAGAUUUUUUGAUGCUCUUAUUCUGAUGUUAAAGCAUUUAUUCUGUCAAAUGUGGCUCCCACAGAUAUUUUUCAGCCUCUUCCUCUGAAACCAGCCACGACCUGUUACCUCGUCUGUUGCUCUUUACUGUACAUGACCUUUGUCCUCUGAAGCCUGUGCCUUCAUGAGGCCUGUCGACAGCAUGCUCCUUGUAGAGUUGUGGCAUGCAAACUGUGCAGUGUGCUGUGGUAUCAGUCUAGUGAGUAACUGAGAUGUUGUUCAGCUGUAAACCUGCCUCUCGGCUCAGAGAGAGCUCUGACAAAACUGAAACACACAAUCUGAGUAGUUUUUGUUUCUGUGGACCAAAAGCUGCCAGCAGGAUUGUUUAUACAUUCUCCUGAGUUCUUUAGAGCAAGGCCUUUUUUCAUCAUCUCUGUUCUGUAAAAUAUAUAACUUUUCAGGAGUUAAGAAAAGCAGCAGGUGGACAGUUCAUUGAAUAAAGAACAGAAUCAUUUUCUCAUUCAUUGCUGACAAAAACAUAAUUACUGUCGUUUUUACUGGAUAGUAAUGACAGCUGAGCUGAGCUGUUGUACAUUACUUGUUUUUCAGUACUAGUUUGCAGUUCAUGGAUAUUCCAAUGAAUUUCCUAAGAAACUUGACCUGUUUUCUAAACAGGUAAGCAGCUGCUUAAGUUGCGACAAUUAUUAAGUCCAGUCUAGAAAGUGACAGAUUAUCUGAAUUUGUUUGGCUAAAAUGGUUCAUAUGUGCUGGUUAUGGCUGCACUGCCACUGAUGAGCUCUGCCUGCUAAUCAGUAAAUAUUUAUUUAAUUAUUCUACAUCUUGGCAUCUCUGCAUUCUUCAUUGUAGUUUUCAGCUGCUUUGAAAAUGACUAAGACUAAAGACUGCACCACUUUUUCUUAACUCUGUGGGAGAUUCUAAGUAUCUGUUUAUGGCUCAUAUUUGUGAAGUUGUCAGGAAAACACAGCAUCCAUAAAAUAAAGCGUUUCCUGUUUGGUCCCAUUGACACUGACUGAUGACGUGCACUAUAAAUGUGUUUCUUGAUGGGAGACGUUGAAGUGUUGGUUUGUGUGGCAGGCGGUGGUCAUGUUGCUUGUUCAGCUGAUGUCGCCGUAGCUUCAGUGACACUGAACUUUUCCAGAAAGAUAACUGUUGUUACAAGCUCUUCUGUGUUGUUGUCAGUGUAAUGCUACCCCCUGCUGGACAACUUAUGUACAUCCCGGUGGUAGUUAGCAGCUUUGAUGUCAACUCAUUAGGAGCACAGAAAGGUUUAGUUUCCUAGAGAUCCACAAAGUGGGAUACAUGAGGCGAUCUUUCAGUUCUGUUAUUCUAUAUACACUAACUGUGAUCCUGUUAUUGUCAUUUAUUAAUAUUUAUUAAACAGUUCAUUUGGAGAUUUGUACUGAAACACUGGUAGCUGUUCUGUUCCUGAGGUUUGUACUUACUGGAUGUUGUUCCAUGAUUUACAGUGUAAACAAGAUUUGUAAUGAAAUAAAGCUCAUUAUCCAAAAA
This is a messenger RNA of Mugil cephalus (flathead mullet), 3837 nucleotides long. RefSeq names its product protein NDRG3-like. The transcript has 17 exons. The coding region runs from base 207 to 1358 and encodes 383 amino acids. Gene Ontology annotation, biological process: signal transduction. The record is from RefSeq and is a predicted model, not a curated record. Gene Ontology annotation, cellular component: cytoplasm. Lineage: Eukaryota; Metazoa; Chordata; Actinopteri; Mugiliformes; Mugilidae.